UUUUGUAAUUGCGUUUGUUUGUUAAAUUCAUCAUUCAUUCAUUCAUUCAUUCAUUUUUUUUCUUUGUUGACAAUGACAAAUCCACAUCAAACACGUAGUGUUUGUAUCUGUGUUUCCGGUGAUAUUGGCCAUAGUCCACGUAUGCAAUAUCAUUCAUUAUCAUUGGCCGAAGUUGGUUAUCAUGUGGAUAUUGUUGCUGAUCAAGAAUCACGACCACAUGAAAAACUUUUAUCGAAUCCACGGAUACGUAUCCAUCCAUUAUCUUCAUAUCAAUCAAUAAGAUGUUCAAAUCGAUUUUCUCAUAUACCACCAGGUUUUCCACGAAUCAUCAAUUAUUUCUUUAAAAUUUUAUUCAAUACAAUAUUUCUUUUAUGGAAUCUAAUGCUCAUUCCACGGCCCGAUUAUAUUCUGGUCCAAAAUCCACCAUCAGUGCCUACAUUGGCAAUUGUUUGGUUCGUUUGUCGUAUUCGUUCUUGUAAAUUCAUAAUCGAUUGGCAUAAUUAUGGCCAUACAAUAAUGGCAUUAUCAUUAGGUGCCAAACAUCCAUUGGUUCGUUUAUAUUCACGAAUUGAAUUCAAUUUCGGUAAACGAUCUGAUUAUAGUUUCUGUGUUACACGUGCAAUGAAAGAUGAUCUUCGUGAAAGGACUGGUAAAAAAGCAAUCGUUUUAUAUGAUAGGCCAUAUUCAUUCUUUCAGCCAAUUACAUCGAUUGAAGAAAAACAUUUAUUCCUAGUAAAAUUAAAAUCCGAAUAUUCACAGCUAGAAUAUCAUGGCCAAAAUGAAACAUUAUUUACUAGAUAUUCAUUUAAAAAUGAUGAAUAUCAAAUGAAAUCAAAUCGUCCAAUCAUUCUGAUAAGCAGCACUAGUUGGACUAAAGAUGAAGAUUUUCAAAUAUUAUUGGAUGCAUUGUAUGAAUUUGAUCAGAAUUAUGCCAAUAAAGUUAUCGGUACGGAUAAUGAUUUGAAAAUUGUCUGCUUCAUUACUGGUAAAGGCCCCAUGAAAUCAUAUUAUAUUCGUAUGGUGGAAAAAUCAUAUUCAUUUCGUCAUACACGUUUUGUAUUUCCAUGGCUUUCAGCAGAAGAUUAUCCAAAAUUAUUGGCAUGUGCCGAUCUUGGUAUUUGUUUACAUAAAUCAUCCAGUGGUCUGGAUUUACCAAUGAAAGUAUUGGAUAUGUUUGGUGCUCGUCUACCUGUAUGUGCAUAUCAUUAUAAAAGCAUAUCAGAAUUGGUAAUUGAAGAUCAAUAUGGAUUAUUAUUCAAUGAUUCAGCUAGCCUUGUUCAAUGUUUGAUGCGAUUAUUACAGGAUUUUCCCACUUGUUUACAAUUGAAACGUAUGCAAACGAAUAUCGAUAGCAGUUUCGAUGGUAAUGAUUGGCAUUCAAAUUGGAAAUUGAAUGCAUUGCCAGUUUUUAAAUAAUUUUCCAUUUAUAUUUUGUUUUUUAAUUUUUUUUUUAAUUUUUAUUCAAUCAAUCAUCAAAUUGAUUAAAGAAUAUAUGACCAAAAAAAAAAAAAUCUUUGUGUAUUCAAUAUGUUGUGUGUUAUUGAUGGUUGAUUGAUUUAUGAUAGCUUAAAUUCUACUGACGACGACGACGACGACGACGAUGAUGAUGAUGAUGAUGAAGUUGUUGUUGUUGUUGGAUGAUUCGAAUUUGAUGAUUGUGUCGAGCUCAAGGCUCCAUCUAUCGUUGAUGAUAAUGUUUGUUGUCGAUGAUGAUGAUGAUGAUGUUGAUGAUGACCAAUUCCAUUACUUGAUAUUGAAAUUAAUGCAUUCAAACUUUGUACAAUUUCAUCUCGAUCAAUUUGUAUAUUAUCGAUUAAAUUAUUUUUACCAUU
This is a messenger RNA of Dermatophagoides farinae (American house dust mite), 1832 nucleotides long. It is a transcript of the gene Alg1, whose product is annotated as ALG1, chitobiosyldiphosphodolichol beta-mannosyltransferase. Gene Ontology annotation, cellular component: endoplasmic reticulum. Lineage: Eukaryota; Metazoa; Arthropoda; Arachnida; Sarcoptiformes; Pyroglyphidae. Gene Ontology annotation, molecular function: mannosyltransferase activity. The record is from RefSeq and is a predicted model, not a curated record.